Messenger RNA from Gongylonema pulchrum, 246 nucleotides. Lineage: Eukaryota; Metazoa; Nematoda; Chromadorea; Rhabditida; Gongylonematidae. The record is from the annotation of a GenBank genome assembly.
AUACAGCGAAGACUCGAAAUUUCGUAAGCGGAUUUCAGCCAAUCACUUCUUCUGUUGGGCACAUGAUCAGUGGAAAGAGUCAGCUUCCGAAACAGGUUUUGCCACUAGUAAAGAAGAAAAGGGAAGAGGGGACAUUACUAAUUACUGGACUCUCGAAACAACAGGAUUAACCGAAGAAGAAAACGGUGACGAAAGCGCGAAACGACAGUUUGCUGCAUCUGUUAAAAAAGUUGGUGGACGAUAUUG